Sesamum indicum (sesame) is the source of this 1581-nucleotide messenger RNA. It is a transcript of the gene CYCH;1, whose product is annotated as cyclin H;1. Gene Ontology annotation, molecular function: cyclin-dependent protein serine/threonine kinase regulator activity. The record is from RefSeq and is a predicted model, not a curated record. NCBI's taxonomy places the organism in Eukaryota, Viridiplantae, Streptophyta, Magnoliopsida, Lamiales, Pedaliaceae. Gene Ontology annotation, biological process: regulation of transcription by RNA polymerase II.
GAAAAUAAAGGAAACGAGGAGACAAUGAAUUAGGGGCUAGGGUUUUUUCUUUCUUGAUUUUAAUUAUUUUCCAAAGAGGGUCACUAACUCAAGCCAACUCCCGAUCCUCAAGCCUCAAAAUUCCUUCCUCGACACGGACUCCGUCAUCAGCGGCAGUAUCAGUGACGAGACAGAGAUCAAUGGCGGAUUUUACGACUUCGACCCACAGAGCAAAUUGGAUAUUCACUCCUCAAGAUCUUAAGGAAAAGUACAAGGAUGCUAAUAAACGAGCUAAACAAGCACUUGAGAAGUAUGGAGCAACGCGGAUGGAAGUAGAUAUUGAUGGAUCGUUCUCUUAUGCUGAACCCCAAAAUGAUGCGAAAGAUAAUGCUGACAAGCAUUCACGCCCUAAAGCACUCAAGAUAGAAGAAGAACAACUUUUGCGGGCUUUUUACGAGUUCAAAAUUCAAGACGUUUGUGAUGCCUUCAAGUUUCCACGUAAAAUUCAAGCAACUGCUCUUAUUUAUUUUAAAAGGUUUUACUUGGAAUGGUCAGUGAUGGAGCAUCACCCAAAGAAUAUCAUGUUAACAUGCAUAUAUGCUGCCUGUAAGGCAGAGGAGAACCAUGUAUCGGCAGAGGAGCUUGGGAAAGGGAUUGAACAGGAUCAUCAGAUGAUCCUUAAUAAUGAAAUGCUUGUUCUGCAGAGUUUAGGAUUCGACCUUAUUGUUUAUGCACCAUAUCGGGCACUUGAGGGCUUUGUCAGUGAUUUGGAGGAGUCCUAUGAUGCAAAACUGGGGCAAUCUGAGACGAUAAAGAGUUUGCAUGAAUCCGCAAAAGCAGAAGUUGAUAAAAUUAUGCGUACGGAUGCUCCUCUGCUAUACCCACCAGGGCAGCUGGCAUUGGCAGCUUUACGUAGGGCUUGCGAGGUUCAUAAACUUAUUGACUUCGAAAGAUACCUUCAAAACAUGUUCUCUCGGCAGCAUCCUGCUCAUGCAACUUCAGAGCUCAACCUUGCACUGAAUGUCAUUGAUAUGCUGAUAAAUAAGCUCGAGACCCCUACCUCCAAAGAUGUAAAGCACAUUGACAGGAAACUUAAGUCCUGUUUGGAUCCAAGUUCACAUGACAAGAGUAAGAAACGAAAGCACAGAUCUAAGGAGAGUUCAACUGAAAUGCAAGACAUGCUAUGAUGUUGAGGAGGGUUAUUUAUCACAACUUGGGUGGAUCUGCUUGUUAUGCUUCAUCCAUAUUAUACUGCAAGCUCCCAUCUUAUCAUGGUUGAAGCUGACCCCUUUUAGCUUGAACAGAAUAUGGUUUGGUUAGAGGCUAACAUGGUGAUCUCAUUUUCAGUAAAUGGCUCCAUCUUUGGCAGACGACCGUAUUGCCUGAGGAGAAAGAUUCUAUCGAUGAAAUCACGCUGGAUACAACCCCAUAGAAAAAGAAUAUCUGAAUAUUGUAAUUCACGUGUGAAUGCUCAUGUAUUUCGUGUACCUUUGCUAUAUGUUUAUACAGAUGUCGAAAAAUGUACUGUUGUACGUAUUUGGUGGUGCGGAUAUGCAUAUGUUUUGCCACAUUUCAUUAGAUAUUUUGAAGUGGGAAUAUCAA